Prunus mume (Japanese apricot) is the source of this 1630-nucleotide messenger RNA. RefSeq names its product protein LUTEIN DEFICIENT 5, chloroplastic-like. Gene Ontology annotation, molecular function: cholesterol 24-hydroxylase activity; heme binding; iron ion binding. The record is from RefSeq and is a predicted model, not a curated record. Lineage: Eukaryota; Viridiplantae; Streptophyta; Magnoliopsida; Rosales; Rosaceae. Gene Ontology annotation, biological process: cholesterol catabolic process.
GCAGAGAGGAACUUUUGGUUUAUCUAUGGUUACAUGCUCUUCUUCUAAUGGAAGAGAGCCUGAUUCUGUGGAUGGUGUGAAGAGCGUGGAGCGGUUGCUUGAAGAGAAAAGGCGAGCUGAGCUGUCUGCUCGGAUUGUCUCAGGAGAAUUCACUGUCGAGAAAACUGGUUAUCCAUCUCAAUUGAAGAACGGUUUGUCGAAGUUGGGUGUUCCUCGGGAGAUUGUAGAUUUUUUAUUUAGUUGGGCUGAUGCACAUGAUGGCUCUCCCAAAAUUCCAGAGGCAAAAGGAGCAAUUAGAGCCAUUCAAAGUGAGGCCUUUUUCAUCCCACUAUAUGAGCUUUACCUCACUUAUGGUGGAAUUUACAGGCUGACCUUUGGACCAAAGUCCUUUUUGAUCGUUUCUGAUCCUUCCAUUGCCAAACAUAUAUUAAGGGAUAAUUCAAAGGCUUAUUCAAAGGGAAUCUUGGCUGAAAUUCUAGAGUUUGUCAUGGGGAAAGGACUCAUCCCAGCAGACGGUGAAAUAUGGCGUGUUCGACGACGUGCUAUAGUCCCCGCGUUGCAUCAGAAGUAUGUAGCAGCUAUGAUUAAUCUCUUUGGAGAAGCUACAGAGAGGCUUUGCCAAAAGCUAGAUGCUGCUGCAUCUGAUGGGGAAGAUGUAGAGAUGGAGUCACUUUUCUCCCGUUUGACACUGGACAUCAUUGGCAAGGCACUUUUUAAUUAUGAUUUUGAUUCAUUAACAAAUGACACUGGGAUAAUUGAGGCUGUGUACACUGUCCUGAGAGAAGCAGAAGAUCGUAGUGUUGCACCAAUACCAGUAUGGGAGAUCCCAAUAUGGAAAGACAUUUCACCACGACAAAGAAAGGUCGCAACAGCCCUCAAACUAAUCAAUACUACGCUGGAUGAUUUGAUAGCAAUUUGCAAGAGGAUGGUAGACGAAGAAGAGCUACAAUUUCAUGAGGAGUAUAUGAAUGAACAAGAUCCUAGUGUUCUCCAUUUCCUUUUGGCGUCUGGGGAUGAUGUUUCUAGCAAGCAACUCCGUGAUGACUUGAUGACGAUGCUUAUAGCUGGGCAUGAAACAUCAGCUGCAGUUUUAACAUGGACCUUUUAUCUUCUUUCCACGGAGCCUAGCGUCAUGUCGAAGCUCCAAGAGGAGGCUGAUUCCGUUCUAGGAGAUAGAUGUCCAACAAUUGAAGAUGUGAAGAAACUCAAGUAUGCAACUCGUGUUAUUAAUGAGUCCUUGAGGCUUUACCCACAACCACCUGUGUUAAUUCGUCGUUCUCUUGAGGAUGACAGGCUUGGAGACUACUCUAUUACAAGGAAUGAGGAUAUAUUUAUUUGUAUUUGGAAUCUGCAUCGCAGUCCAAAACAAUGGGAUGAUGCAGAUAAGUUUAAGCCUGAAAGAUUGCCGUUAGAUGGACCCAAUCCAAAUGAGACGAACCAAAAUUUUCGGUAUUUCAUCUCUCUGCUUAUUCUCUGUAUUAGAUACAUAUCACAAGAUAUUGAAGUUACAACUGAUCUGUUUGGUUAUUUAAGUUCUGAAUGUCAACAUCCUUGGUGGAUGAGCAUUGUACAAUUUUGGUGUGUGGAUAAAAUGGGGCUGCAGAAGUUCAAUUAAUGUGUGGUAUCAUUG